CCACAGUUAAUUAAAAAUAGCACGUGGGCUAGCACUGGUCACAGACUGCACUGUAUCCUGUCACUUCUGGGUGUGAGGUAAAAGUGAAUCAUCUCAUCCUCCUCUGUAGAUAAGAGGACGUGGGCCGGAAGCAUGUGGAGUGUCCUACAAGGCUGGAGGCCAGGGCAACUGAGCCGGCACAGAGCCCUGGCGUGGGGCGCCCUGGGGCAGCAGCGGUCCCCAGCUGUCCGGGCUCUAGCCUGCACGGGCUCCAAGCGCCGGGACGAGUACAGCUAUGUGGUAGUGGGCGCGGGCUCCGCCGGCUGCGUGUUGGCCAGCCGGCUCACGGAGGACCCGGGCGAGCGCGUGCUACUGCUGGAGGCCGGGCCCAAGGACCUGUGUGCCGGGAGCAAGCGGUUUCUGUGGAAGAUCCACAUGCCCGCUGCCCUUGUGGCCAACCUGUGCGACGACAGGUACAACUGGUGCUACCACACGGAGCCGCAGCCCUGCCUGGAUGGCCGCGUGCUGUACUGGCCACGCGGCCGCGUCUGGGGAGGCUCCUCAUCCCUCAACGCCAUGGUCUAUAUCCGCGGGCACGCCGAGGACUACGACCGCUGGCAGCGCCAAGGGGCCCAGGGCUGGGACUACGCACACUGUCUGCCCUACUUCCGCAAGGCUCAGGCCCAUGAGCUGGGGGCCAGCCGGUACCGCGGCGGCGACGGCCCGCUGCGGGUGAGUCGGGGCAAGACCAACCAUCCACUGCACCAGGCGUUCCUGCAGGCGGCACAGCAGGCCGGUUACCCGCUCACCGAGGACAUGAACGGCUUCCAGCAAGAAGGCUUCGGCUGGAUGGACAUGACCAUCCACGAAGGCAAGCGUUGGAGUGCUGCCUGCGCCUACCUGCACCCAGCACUGAGCCGCACCAACCUCAGGGCCGAGACCCGGACACUGGUGAGCAGGGUGCUGUUUGAGGGCACCCAUGCUGUAGGCGUGGAGUACCUCAAGGAUGGCCAGAGCCACAGGGCUUACGCCAGCAAGGAGGUGAUUCUGAGUGGGGGUGCCGUCAACUCUCCGCAGCUGCUCAUGCUCUCAGGUGUUGGGAAUGCUGAUGACCUCAAGAAACUGGGCAUCCCUGUGGUGUGCCACCUGCCUGGAGUUGGCCAGAACCUACAAGACCACCUGGAGAUAUACAUCCAGCAGGCAUGCACACACCCCAUCACCCUCCAUUCAGCACAGAAGCCCUUGCGGAAGGUCUACAUUGGUCUGGAGUGGCUCUGGAAAUUCACAGGGGAUGGCGCCACAGCCCAUCUGGAAACAGGUGGGUUCAUCCGUAGCAGGCCUGGAAUCCCCCACCCAGACAUCCAGUUCCAUUUCCUGCCAUCCCAGGUGAUUGACCACGGGCGAGUCCCCACCCAACAGGAGGCUUACCAGGUGCAUGUGGGGACCAUGCGGGGCACAAGUGUGGGCUGGCUUAAACUGAGAAGUGCCAGUCCCCAAGACCAUCCUGUGAUCCAGCCCAACUACUUGUCAACAGAAACCGAUAUUGAGGACCUCCGUCUGUGUGUGAAGCUCACCAGAGAAAUUUUUGCACAGGAAGCCCUGGCUUCCUUCCGGGGAAAAGAGCUCCAGCCGGGAGGUCAUGUUCAGUCGGAUAAAGAGAUAGAUGCCUUUGUGCGGGCAAAAGCCGACAGCGCCUACCAUCCCUCGUGCACCUGUAAGAUGGGCCAGCCCUCCGAUCCCACUGCUGUAGUAGACCCACAGACCAGGGUCCUCGGGGUGGAAAACCUCAGGGUUGUCGAUGCCUCCAUCAUGCCCAGCGUGGUCAGUGGCAACCUGAACGCUCCCACGAUCAUGAUCGCAGAGAAAGCAGCUGACAUCAUUAAGGGGCAGCCUGCCCUCUGGGACAAAGAUGUCCCUGUCUACAAGCCCAGAACCCUGGCCACCCAGCGUUAAGGCAGCCCCUGCCUGAGGAUGACCAGAAGAAGAAUCCCCUGACAAGCCAAGAGGGCUGACACAGUCCUUGCUCCAAAGUUCCUUCCUAAAACUGUCUAGAACACUAGGACACAGGUGGCACCCUACCCAGUGGCUGAGAAUUGGAUAAUUUCCCAAGAAAUUAGGUAAUGAAUCAAACUUUUCCCCAGUGUUUCCCUGUGGGCCAUUUGAGGAAGGCCAGCAUUUGGGCUGAGGCCCCUUCUCCCUGCCUCCUGGAAGGACAACAGGGGAAGACAGUUAACUCCUGCCAUGUUCUUAUCUUGUGUCCACAUGGCCUUCUCUAACCCAGGG
Messenger RNA from Carlito syrichta (Philippine tarsier), 2262 nucleotides. RefSeq names its product choline dehydrogenase (gene CHDH). Bases 133 to 1932 code for a protein of 599 amino acids. Lineage: Eukaryota; Metazoa; Chordata; Mammalia; Primates; Tarsiidae. Gene Ontology annotation, molecular function: flavin adenine dinucleotide binding; choline dehydrogenase activity. The transcript is spliced from 8 exons. Gene Ontology annotation, cellular component: mitochondrial inner membrane. The record is from RefSeq and is a predicted model, not a curated record.